Poecilia reticulata (guppy) is the source of this 7985-nucleotide messenger RNA. Its product is annotated as kazrin. The record is from RefSeq and is a predicted model, not a curated record. Lineage: Eukaryota; Metazoa; Chordata; Actinopteri; Cyprinodontiformes; Poeciliidae.
ACAGUGAUCACUGCUCUCACUUUCAUCAGAGGGGUACGAGUCUGUCUUCUCACUGCAGCAGGCUUCUCCUUCUCAUUGCUCUAUUCCCCUCUCUUGCUUUGUUCACGCUGUGCUCUCCAUCUGAAGCAGCGCCACACUGGAGCUUUAAUGAGCAGGCUGAGAGAGCGAGCGCAACGCACAGAUCUCCCGUCAGCCAAAGAAGAGCGCACAACUCUCAACGGCAUAGGAGGCGACCAGACGAGCUGCUGAUCUGCAGUCAGCUUAGAGGCAACUGAAGAAGCCAAAUAUCCUCUCUGUGCGAGGCGUAGGAAGAGGUCGUGAAGAGACUUCGGAGGCAAAUCAGCUGAGAAAGGGAGAGAAGGAGGGGAGAAAAAAAGAGAGAGAAGACUACUCUGGUGUGGAAAGCUGACCUUCGGUGCACUCCAAAGAAGAAGAAGGAUCGGCCAUGGAGGAGACGCUCACCUGCAGUCGAAGCCCUUUCUCUCAGGUGUUUGGGCGCCAGGGUCAGCUGAUGCAAGCCACUGUGCAGUCGCUGAACAGUCUGAAUGACCAGAUUGCAAGCUUUAUGGUGACCAGGCCCAAACCCCUGGAGCCGGAGGAGCAGACCUACUCUCCUCCGGAGAAGGAGACGCUGCAGAAGUCCAUGAACCUGAUGCGGCACCUCCUCGUCGACGCUCAGGCAAAAAUCCUGAAAAUGAUGGAUGACAACAAGCAGCUGGCCCAGCGCAUCGAUGGGGCCAUUCAGUCGGCCAGCCAGGAGGUGACCAACCUGCGGUCUGAGCUGAGCGCCACCAGCCGCAGACUCGCUGAGCUGGGGGCAACGGACUCCUCCGCCAGCAUGCUGGAGACGGUGCAGCACAACCACAACGAUCCGUCACCUCAACACAAGCAGAAACCCCCAACCACGGACCUCUGCUACAAGACUGAAAUCAGCAGCCUCAUGGACUUCAACUCUCCUGAUGCCUCAUUGGACAAAGUCCUGCUGCGCGAAGAGGUGGCCCAGCUCCAGGAGGAGGUGCACCUGCUGCGGCAGAUGAAGGACAUGUUGAGCAAGGACCUGGAGGAGACCCAGGGAGGCUGCUCGGCUGACGUCCUGUCCGCCACGGAGCUGCGAGUGCAGCUGGCCCAGAAGGAAGAGGAGCUGGAUCGGGCCAAGGAGGCUUUACAAGCCAUGAAGUCGGACCGUAAACGUCUCAAGGCGGAGAAGGCCGACCUGGUGAACCAGAUGCAGCAGCUUUAUGCCACACUAGAGAGCCGGGAGGAGCAGCUUCGGGACUUCAUACGCAACUACGAGCAGCACAGGAAAGAGAGCGAGGAUGCAGUAAAGGCUCUGGCCAAGGAGAAAGACCUCCUGGAGAGGGAGAAGUGGGAUCUGAGACGGCAGACCAAGGAGGCCACGGAGCACACGGGCAUGCUGCGCUCCCAGCUCGACCUCAAGGAGAACCGCAUCAAGGAGCUGGAGGCUGAACUCGCCAUGAUGAGUAACUGUGUCAAUCAGAGAAUGGAGUUCCGGGUGUUUGAGCGGCUUGUGGACAGGGACUACUCUCCUAGGGUCACAGCGGCCAAACAGUCACUAGCCACGCUGACAAAGGAUGUGCCCAAGCGUCACUCAUUGGCCAUGCCCACGGAGGCGGUCGUCAAUGGCAACAACCAGGAGUGGGUGAUGCAGGCGGAUCUUCCCCUGACUGCUGCCAUCAGGCAAAGUCAGCAGACCCUCUACGUCCACACGGGCCAUCCCACUGACAGACAAGUGGCUGCGGUGCGAGUGAGCCCCAUCCACUCGCGUCAGCCCUCCAUCAUCUCUGACGCCUCUGCAGUGGAGGGAGAUCGGUCGUCGACACCCAGCGACAUAAACUCGCCACGUCACCGGACUCACUCCCUCUGCAAUUCCCUAGAAGAUCUGGAGGAGGCGAAGCGUAAGAAGAAGAAAGAGAAGAUGGGGCUGGGCUCGCUGUCGCGUGUCUUUGCCCGGGGAAAGCAACGCAAGUCUCUGGACCCCGGUUUGUUUGAUGGUACUUCCACACCCGAUUAUUACAUAGAAGAGGAUGCAGACUGGUAAAAAGCACAGCUCUCUGAGUGAACCCACCUGUGGACCACCUUGCAUUUAAUGUGUGAGAGGACGGAUGUCGGAGUGUAUAGAUAUAAUAUAAUACAUGCGCCUGUUUAGCCCCACCACAAGGGGGAUAAUUGUACAUGUUCGUGUGUGUGUGCGUGUGUGCGCGCGUGUCGGUGUGCACGUGCGUGGUUAGGCCGCCGGUCAGAGGCCGAGUCAGGAGCCAGAGGCGCGUCUUGCUUCGCCGAAGUCUAUCUCUUAUUGAACACAUUGCACCUGUAUGUAUGUACACUUCUGUAAAUACAAAAACACAGCAACAAUGUGGACUUGCUCUGUCAAAGCUGUGUUCCUGGAUCUUCUUCUUGACUUUUUGUUUUCAAAAAGCUGGAAACUUGAAGGACUGCUGUAUCUGUAAAUAACAACGGUUGUUGUGCACUCUGUGCUUGUAAAUGUCUCCAUGUUCCGAUUAACUUUUGUUCAUUUUGACAUGAAUUCCCCUCACAACUCAAAGCCCCUUUGUUUUUUUUUGUUUUUUUGUCCUGCCUGGUCCUCCCCUCCCUUUUCACACAGCCAUGAUGAGAACAGUUUCCUGUAGGCAACAUGCAGACUCCUCACUUCCAACAACAAUUAGAUUAUCAUUUAUCGCAUUCCUCAGAAAACGAAAACUGAACAGGGGCUCUAAUUGGUUGCCAAAGAGCCGCUGAGCACGGGGUCAGCUUUCUACGCUGACCCGUUAUUUCAAUAAUAAUAAUGAAGCCAAACAGGAAAUGCAAAAAAAAAAAAGGUUUCUAUCAGCUAAGAUAGAACGUACAGUGCCUUGUCAAGGUAUCCAUUUUUUCUUUUCUCCACAUUUUUGCAAAAUAACUAAUUAUUUAAUUCCAUCCAAUUGAUACUCUGGUUGUAUAUCUGUUCUAUAUCUAUAGCAGUUUUUUACUCCAGGAUUACUCCAUCCAUGUUUCUAUCAACUCUCACCAGCUUCCCACAAAUCAUGAUGCUGCCGCCAAUGUGUUUUACCAUGUUAGGCCAAAACGUUACAUUCUGUUUUCACCUGACCAGAAAUCAUGCUGUAAAGCCUAAAUGAGAGCUUGCAAAAUAGAAUCGAGGGCAUAUCCAGUUGAUGUGAAAUUAGCUUAUUACCAUCUUUUCACAAUGUCUUUCUCUUCAUCUGUCUUUCUUUGAGGUCAGAUUUGUUAAGUGAACAGCUAAGAGUUUUCUGUUUUUUGUCCCUUCUGAGAUGUGAAUCUCUGUAGCUCCUUCUAAGUUUUAAGUGGGCAUCUUGGCUGCUUCUCUCAUGAGCCAGAAUGCAUUAAUGAAGCUCCUUAACAAACUAAUAUCAACGAUAUUAACAAACAGUUGUCACAGUAUUUCAUAAGUACUUCUUAAAGUUAAAUAAUAAUAAUAAUAAUAAUAAUAUCUUGUUCUUCCGACCCUCUGGGAUUUAACAGUUGUUUUUGUGAUUCUUUUUGCAAUCAAAAUCACUGAUUAUGUGGAGCUAAUUUAGAAAUAUUCACGAGGAAUUUUGCAAUAUUUGCGUUCAUGUGCGACGUCAUUCAUGACUUUGUUAAUCAUCGCAUCGGUCACGGACCGGCUAAUUAUUUGACAUCACCUGAGGCUGAGGCAACAGUGUUGUAAAAUGAGAAGAAAUACUGCCCCUUACAAGGGAAAGUUACCAAUAUUUUUCACAAUUUAUGGUGGAAAUUUUGAAACAAACCUUAUGCACUAGAAUGACAAAAUGACUGGGAUCCAUUGAUUUCGCGUGAAUUUCUGUGAUUGAUGUAAUUUAGCAUCUGGAGUCUAGAGGGCCACAUAAAAAGCUAUGGUUUACCAGAUUUGUCCCCCGAGCACUGAGUUUGACACAUGUGCUUUCGUAGGUAUUGAUGGCGCGUUUAACAUUGCUUUGUGAUGAGCUAAAAUUUAAAAGGUUUUUUUUUUUUUUUUGUAAUCUAACUCAGAUUAAAUCUGCAGCACAGCUUUAACCUUGAUGUGCCUGCAGUGACCCUUGAUCUCUAUGGUGUUGCUUGUUCACUAGUGUCCUCAAACGUCCUUGAUGGAUCAGCUGGGCCUAUUCUAAGAGACUGUGUGUAUAAAUCAGGUAAUCGUUAGGCAGACUGUUUCAUCGGCGUUUAUGGGGUAACGGAGUAAAGAGAGCUAAAUGGUUUGUACAUCAUUCAGAUUUUUUUAGCUCAACCAUGAAUGCCUUCACGGUUAUGGGUUGCUCUGUGUCAGUCCGUCACAUAAAGUCCAUUGAGGUUUGUGGCUGUGAUGUGACAAAAUAUCCAAACGUUCGAGGGAUGCUUAUGCAAGACAAUGCACACACCUGAACAUGGAACAUGCAUGCAAAUAGCCACAGACCCCCAAAGCAUGCUGAGAGGGUUGUGUUGCAUAUGUUGUCAAGAAGGCACUUAAAAAAAAAAAAAAAAGAGAGGCCAGUUACUGAUUUCAUGAUGUUUAUUCGUGGUUUUGUCAGAUUCAAAUGCAUCCUUUUUGAUUUUUAAGCUCGGCUCUUUAAUUUUGUUUGAUUACUCUGUUAGGGCAAGGCAACAUUUCCAAGUGGAAAUCAAUUUGGAAAUUUCAAGAUCAGCAAAGUUGUCAAGAAACCAACACUAAUUUUAAUCAUUCAUAGUUUUUCCACCCAUUUUCUUUUAACUUGAUCUCGCAGUUGCUCGCAGCUAUCAUUAUGCUAAUACCCCGAAAAGCUGCUGGGGUUGGAUUAUAGUGGAGGAGCCUGUCUAAAAUUAGAAGCUAGAUACAAAACUGAUGGUCAAAACUUUUGCAGACCGCUGGAAUCAAAGUUGUUUUUAAUUAAUAACUGGAACUGCAAUUAAAAGAAGCGUACAUUAAACAAAAGACUCUAACACUGAUGAGGGCCAUCUCAGAAGGUUAGAAAUCAGGACUUAAUAAGCAUACUAAUCAAGUAAAAGCAUUGCUUUCCAGGUGACCCCCGGAGCUCACUAGACAUUCUUCAGUUUAAGCUACUACUGGGAAAAAAAAAAAAAAAAAAGCAAUUAGCUCUGUGUUAAAGGUUAAUAACAUUUCUUCAAGCCAAAGAAUGUCCAGAGACACAGGAUUCUUUUCAUCCUGGAUCAAAUUGGAGUCUGCACUGCCCCCACUGGAAAUCUCUUCUCUCCCUGACAUUAAAUUAUCACUGGGUAUUCAUUAGCUGUACCAAAAACCACCCCAAAACGGUUCCAGAAGGCACUGGAGCUAUUUUUUUAACCAGACUUUACGAGAAAAGAGGAUCUUUGGAAAAAUAUUUGCUACCAGACUUUUUUUUUUUUUUUUUUUUUUGCAUGGUCACAGUUCAAUGUUUCAGAUCAUCAAACUAAUUUUAAUAUAAGACGUGAAAACUUGAGUAAAUAUAAAAUGCAGUUUCAAAUCAUGAUUUUAAUUCGUUAAGCUAUCCAAAGCAUCCUGCCCUUGUGUGAAAAAAUAAUUGCCCUCUAAAACCAGCUACUAAUUGUUCCACCCUUGCCAGCAACAACUUCCAUCAGGUAUUUAUGAUAAUUGGCAAAUGAGUCUUUUACAUCACUGUGGAGGAAUUUAGCCCACUUUUCUUCACCCCAGUAUGUAAAUCAGCCUCACUGGAGGGUUUUAAAUAGCCUACUCUAAGUCAUUACCAAAGCCUUUAAUUCAGAUUUAAUUCCAAACUUUGACUUGAAGAUCUUAUUUUGUUUUUUUUAUGAUUCAGAGGCAGAUUAGCUAGUGUGCUAGAGUUGAGUCAUGGAGCCUUGUGAAGCUUCAUAACUCGAGCACGUUUGAGUUUUAAGACGAGAACAUAUGACUGGACAUUCUCACCUGCUUGAUUAUCUGAAACAUUUAGGCGUGACAAUAACGGAAAGUAAAAUGUAGGAAAUUCAAAGAUAAAUUAUCGCAUAUUCGGCUGUAUUUAUAGGAACAACUCAACCAGUUAAGGUAUUCAUUAUCAAAUAUUAUAUGGGGAAAAUACAGGCUACUUUUUAUGUUUUCAUUUAACCAGUUUUUACCUGCUGACGGGGGGGAAUCUACAUAUCAAAUGCAGCAUUGUAUGAUUUCAUAUUCUGAGCCACGGUGUGUUUUUAUUCUUCCACAGAUAUUUUACUUUUUUGUAAAUGAGAUAGCAUUACAGAAAUGAGAUGAAUAUUAUUGUUAUUAUUAUUGAAGAGUUUUAUUUAAAGUCAGAUAUGUAGGCCUCAGUGUGGAACUGAGAUAUUUAGAAGUAGAUAGUAGCAACUUUCUAAGGCAUGGCAACGACGUUACGCUAAAAAAAAGAAAACGAAUUAAAAAAAAAAAAAGAUUAUUUUAAAAUAAAAUAAAGGAUAAUGAUUUCUAUGUGGCUGUCCUCUCUUUUUCUGUGUUUGUGUUGUUUAUGUGUUUUUUGUGGUUGUUUGUUGUUACUUCUGUCCCUUUCUUCACGUGGGGGAGCUGCAGUGUGCAGCCUUCAAAUGGCCUUUUUUUCCUCUGUUUCCCUCUCUGAUUUCUUCAUUCCCAGCUAAUUUUUUCCCCGCUACAUUCCCCACAAAGCUGCAUUAGUUUUGUCAAAACAAAAGGGACAAGGGAAGAUAAGGCCAUGCCAGAUCUCAUGUGUGAGCGCAUGGUGUCAGUAAUGGUGUGUACCAAUGUGACCACUAACCUGUAACUCUGACCCCUUCCUGUCAAACUCCCAUCCUACUCUCAACACAGUGGAGCGACCCAAGAAGCAACCAGUCACAUUCAAAGAGUUUGGAGGAAAGACGAUUUCUUGUUGCUUCAACAAAGAGUUGCAUUGGGUUGCAAACUGUGUUGGCAGAUACCUUCUAACUUUCAAACAACGUCACACUCUGACCCGACUUGGCACUUCUUCAAGUUGAAGUGUAGAAGUUUUUUUUUAUAUAUAUAUAGAAAAAGAUGUAACAUGUGAAACAGAAAGUGAGUGCUGAAACAUAAACAGGCUUUUGAGAGCAACAGUAAGUUUCAUGAUGUACAUUGGCAAGUAACUUUAUUAGCCACAUCUUGGUAGAUUUUUUUUUUUUUUAAGAACUGUUAAGAACUUGGACUUAAAAAAUGUCAAAUCUAGCAAAAUGUGUAAAAGCAAACAACAACAACAACAAAAAAGCAAAGAAAGAACAAAAAAAUAAUAACUUGUGGUUUAUGUCAGAUUAAUUUCCAAUUUUGCUGUUAUAAUUUUUUAAAGAUAUUAUUAAAUGCAUGAGCGGAGGCCACUGAAGGUCAGUCAGGACACAUUACCCAGAUCAAACAAAAGCGGUGUCAAUGUUUUGUGCAGUUUGUUUUGGUUUGGACAACAAAAUAUUGUUUAUGCCACUAUCAUUUUACAGACUCUAAAGUAUAGAUCAGUUUUUGUUUUACUUUAUAUUGAUGAUGAUAUUCUCAUAUUCCAUCAUCAUCCCAAAAGUUCUCAAAAUCUAUUACUGAAAAAAACAAAUACAGACUUGGAUUUUUCCAUGUUGUUUUGCCAGAAAGACAUCCAGAACAACAAAUAUUUUCUAAUAGAAUAGGCUGUAUUCUGUUGCAGGCUUUAGUUCAUUUAAACUGAUGUAUGGUGAUAAUAUCUCACAUGGAGUUGAUUUAUUUCAGAAGAUUUUAUAUUGCACCCUAUUUCCAUCGAUAAAGGUUUUCAUCCCCAUCUGAGUCAGAUGACUCUUCUGAAAUAUGACUGAUUAUGUUCAAACCUCCCUAUCAAACCAAGUUAACAGAAUGUGGUUGAGGAGUUUUCAAUCAGUAUAUUUUAUCUGUAUUUUUCAUCUUCUAAGAUUUUGUGAUGCUAAGAGCCUUUAUUUACCCUGACAUGAGAGGAAAGCAGGCAGACAGAGAAAAGGGAAAACGUUCAGCAAACGUUGUGGGGCCAUGGAGUCGAAACCUGCACGACUGUGCUGAGGAGUAAUUGCCUCUAAAUGUUUCAUGAUGUCUACCAUUUAAGCACAGGCUGCGUCCACAAUUAGAUUUUUAGUUGUUUUUU